Molecule: messenger RNA, 1410 nt
Organism: Tilletiopsis washingtonensis
Lineage: Eukaryota; Fungi; Basidiomycota; Exobasidiomycetes; Entylomatales
Exons: 4
Coding region: 364-1245 (293 amino acids)
Molecular function (GO): oxidoreductase activity
Source: RefSeq, a predicted model, not a curated record
CGUCAUCAUCACCCAGACCCCUGUCCGCCACCAUACUGUCCGUCUCGCGCCUGUCUCCUCAUUGAUGUCGCUUCCUGAGCAGCGGUGUGAGCGGCCGCGGGCUGCGGGCGUGUGCGUGGCGGCGUGGAGCGCCGCGCGGCGCCCGAUGGAGCCAGGCGCGGAUCGGGCUGGCGCAUGCUUAACGCCGCGCCGCGUGCGGAUGGCGCCAUCGGCCUUAAGCGUCGUGCCCGCUCCACACCAACAGCGGCACUCUAGACUGCGGCCGUGCGCACGUCGCCGCGGGUGCCGCUCGAAGUACAAGAGCACCAGGCAGCCACGCUUCUCUCACUGCCACCACCACCGCCCAAUACACAAGCUCUCGCCAUGGUCCGCGCCUCGAUCAACUACCUCGACCGCGCCGUGCAGGCGCCGUACCAGUACCUCUGCGAGCCGCCGGCGGGCGAGGCGAUCGACAACUUCCGCGACGACGUCGUGCCGCUCGACGUCGAGGACAUCUCGGGCGUGCCGCUACCCGAGCAGCACGCGCGCGGCUGGACGACGGAGCAGGCCGGCUUCCAGAUCGUGCAGGGCUUCGGCGCGCCGCAGACGCAGGCGGCGUGGGCCGAGGGCCGCUGGGACGACGACGAGUGGCUGCGCAAGCAGUACUACGACGAUGUGACGGAGCUGCUGCGCAAGGAGCUCGGCAUCACCUCCACGUUCAUCUUCGACCACACGGUGCGCAAGUCCGGCACCGAGCACCUGCCCGACACGCCGCAGAACCGCAAGCCCGUGCCGCGAGCGCACUGCGACCAGAGCCGGCGCGCGGGCGAGACGCGCAUCCGCAAGCACCUCGGCGACGACGUGCUGGCGCGCGUCCAGCGCGGCGAGCUGCACUGCCAGCUCGUCAACGUGUGGCGCCCGCUGCGUGGCCCGGUGGAGGAGUUCCCCCUCGCGGUGGCCGACUCGCGCAGCGUCGACCGCGGAGAGGACGGCGGCAAGCCGGACUGGAUCGCGAGCGAGCUGCGCUACGAGACGUGGUCCGGCGAGACGCUGCUCAUCCACCACAACCCGAAGCACCAGUGGUACUACUAUAAGGGCAUCGACACGGACAAGAGCAUCUUUCUGAAGACUUACGACAGCAAGACCGAGACGCGCACACCACACACAGCCUUCGUCGACCCAACGUCGCGGCCAGACGCGCAGCCGCGCUGGAGCGUCGAGGUGCGCGUGCUCUGCUUCACGGAGACACAGCCGGCCGCACAGUAGAGGCGGCAAUGCGCAUCACAUUGCAGAGCUUCACUUGAGCGAGCCGCGCUUGCGGACGUGCACGAAGGUCUGGCUGUGUGGAAUGUCAGCGGAGGAACGUGAGUGUCGACGGAGAGCAACGCACUCGAUCUUCUGCGCCAUCUGCGGUCGAGAGUGGGGUCAGCC